This is a messenger RNA of Beta vulgaris subsp. vulgaris (sugar beet), 1709 nucleotides long. RefSeq lists its product as hypothetical. Lineage: Eukaryota; Viridiplantae; Streptophyta; Magnoliopsida; Caryophyllales; Amaranthaceae. The record is from RefSeq and is a predicted model, not a curated record. The transcript has 6 exons. Gene Ontology annotation, cellular component: membrane. Bases 179 to 1201 code for a protein of 340 amino acids.
UUACACGUCCCACCUCCCAUAACAGAGGCAACUCAAGGGUUCCUUUCUUCAACCUUGUACUCUACCUUCACCCACUCAAUUCUCCUUCCAUUCUUAAUACCAUAAUCCCUCUUUCUCUUUCUCUUUCAUUUUCUCUCUCCUCUUUUCUUGUUCAUACAUUAAAACUCUCCAUCAAAUUAUGACUACCGAAUUUUUCUCUCUCACUAACCCUAACCCUAAUUUGGUAGGUCUUCCAUUAAAGAACAAGCUUUCUUCUUCUUCUUUUUCUCCAAUGGCGUCAUUUUCCUUGUCUCCGACAACAUCUCCGUUUUCUGUGCGUCUAGAAUUAUAUCACCGGCGUCGGAAAACGUUGAUUGUUGCUGCUGCAGCGUCGUUUUCGCCCAAGGGUUUUGCUGGACUCAGCUUACCGAGUUGUAAUAAGCAGAAGAAGAAUGUUUCGUUUGUUUCUUUUGCUGCUUCUCAAGAAGAUUCUUCUUCUGAAGCAGAACUUGAUAUGGAAAAGAAUGAUCCAAAGAAUGCUGGUGAAGCAUCUCAGGAAGCUUGGGAGAAAACACUGGCAUCUUUCAAAGAGCAAGCCUUAAAGCUGCAAAGUGUGUCACAAGAAGCAUAUGAAGUAUAUAUGAAGAAGGCAGUUAUUACACUGAAGGACACCGCUGACCAAUUGAAAAUCCAGGCUGAUCAGGCGAGGCAAGACUUGAGUGUUGUGGCAAAAGAGUUGAGUGAAGAGGGUAGACAAUAUCUUGCUACCGCAGCAGAGAACUCUCCUGAACCUGUGAAGGAUGUAGUAGAGACAUUUGCUUCUGCUCGUGAUCUAGAUGAUGUAUCUAAAGUCCGUGAUUUCUAUAUCGGAAUACCAUAUGGGACAAUUCUUUCUGCUGGUGGCUUCCUUAACUUUAUGCUAACUGGAAGCCUUUCUGGCAUUAGGUUUGGUGUGAUCCUUGGGGGUAUUCUUUUGGCAUUGAGCAUAUCAAGUCUAAGAUCAUGGAGAAAAGGAGAGUCCAGUGAUACGACCUUGAAAGGACAAGCAGCUAUAACUAGUAUAUUAUUUCUAAGGGACGCACGCCUGUUGUUUGAGGGACUUACAUUUCUAGGACUAUUUAAAACAAUCAUCAGUGGGGCAGUUGCAGCUUUCUAUAUUUAUAGGAUUACCUAUGACAAGCUGCAGAGGCAACCGAAUGCGGAAGGGGAAGCAACCAGCUGAAGCAUGCAUGAAUGACAUUUACCUAGUGCUGUAUUCAAUUGUCAAAUGAGCUCCGGAUGGAGUGGCAUAUUAAGGCAGAUACCAGAUGGGGAUGCUCCUGUAUCAGCCAUUUCGUGCAAGAUCUUAGAAGUUUCGACUGGAGAAGCGAGUCCAUAGCUUAGCAAUUUGUUGUAUUUGACCUUAUUUGUAUCUUCAUUUAGGUUUGUGUCAAAUGUUACUAGGUGCAGGUCUCUUAGCUAAUAAGCAGGCUGUUGCUGCUCAUUGUUGGCGCAUGAAGUUGCUUGCAAAUGCUGUUGCCUAUCUAUAGAACUAUGCACAGCAUCAGAAAUUUAGCAGCAUUCAAAAAUAUGUUUCUAGUGGACCAAAAGUUCAUAGUGAAUUGUGAUUUGUGAAUGAUUUGGAGAGAUCCCUGGCCAAGAGUUUCAUUCACACAUUAAUCGAUCUAUGAAGGCAGAUAAUUUAUUAAUGGAAAAAUCUUUGUUUAGUGAGGAUCUUCACUUGGCCUUCA